CUCCUGGGUCCAUGUACAAGCUACUUUAGUACCAUCUGCACCUCCUGCGACUUUUCCGCUGCACACUUCUUUGCUUCUGAAACCCACUCCAAGGGUUUCUCAAAAUAACUCGUCGUUGUUGAGCGCUUUCAGGCGCGCGCCGAGGCUACGAUUUUACAUAGCCACCCGUCCAUUGCUUAGUACACACCGAAACUACAGGACUACGCAGCCCAACCACGCCGCGGCUGGACACUUCAUACAUUAGGCAUCAGCGACUUGACUCGAUCGCGCAAAAACUCCGGGACAAUCUAGUCACGCCCUGCAACGGCAGGGUUGAGAACAGGCUCGCAAACUACUCCACACAGUCGCGCCUGGCGCGCCGGACAUUCAAGCAACAUGGCAAAUAGCGGAGUACGGCGGAAGGACACAACGAAGGGCCCACCGCUACGCAUUCUAUCGCUAGAUGGCGGGGGCGUGCGGGGCUACUCGAUGCUCAUCAUCCUCCAAGAACUCAUGCACCGAGCAUUCGUCGAGACUGAAGGCAGAGCACCAAAACGACACGAAGUACCGAAGCCAUGCGAUCACUUCGACCUAAUCGCGGGCACGGGCACCGGAGGCCUGAUCGCCAUAAUGCUGGGACGGCUGAGGAUGGAUGUGGAGACAUGCAAAGAUGUAUACGUGCGCAUGACGAGGAGAGUUUUUGAGACGGACAAGACGUUUGCUGGUAUACCCUACCGAUCGACCUUGUUCAAGGCGUCCAAGCUGGAGGAGGCUAUCAUGGAAUGCGUGCGCGAGCAUACUAUAUACGAUGACGAGGGGAACGACAACCAUGACGGGUUGUCAUCCUCAGCAGACCUUCGCACACCUAUGACGCCUGGAAGCGCUAUGCAAGGUCGCAUGCAAAGGAGCGCGAGCAACGCCAGCAGAUAUAGCCAGAUCGGUUCAACACCAGUGAGCAUGCGAAUGGCUGCGAUGAAGUGGGGCAACCCUCAUGCUUUACUUUACGAUAACCGCGAGGAGCGCACUAAGACCGCCGUCACGGCUGUCUAUAAAGGCACAAAAAAGUCUGGCUCUGGCCAAAUCUUUCUCCGCUCCUACGACUCGCGCAAAGAACCCCCAGUUGAACCCAGUGCGACCAUCUGGCAAGCUGGACGAGCGACAGCCGCCACACAACUAGCCUUCAAACCUAUUCAGAUUGGUCAAUCUGUUUUCCUCGACGAAGGUUCCGGCAAAUACAAUCCUGCUCCUAUGGCGCUCGAGGAGGCCGUCUGCAACGAGUGGCCCGGACGUGAUGUCGGCGUCUUUCUCAGUAUUGGUACCGGAAAGCGACCCGAAGGGACUAACAACCAACAACAUCUUUGGUGGGAGGGUUUUGUGUCAGGCGGCAUAGGCGAUUUCGCAGAAGCCAGACGCAGGCUGAUACAGAAGAUCGAAGACUGUGAGAAAACGCACAAGGAAAUGAAGGACCACCUGGCAAAACGCCAUGUCAACCCCGAGAACUACUAUCGCCUCAACGUCACCGUCGGAGUUGGAGAGUUUGGCAUGAACGAGUGGAAUGCUUUAGCUGAUAUCAGCACCAGCACGCGCAUGUACCUGGCAGAAAAAUCCGUGCAGAGCAUGACGCUCGAUUCAGCGGCAAAGAUUGCACGGAUACACUUUGCGAAAGUAAGAUGGGAACGAGCACAAAGGGGAGAUUCGCCGUAUGCUGGCCUCCAGGCCCCGCAUAAGCCUCUUUCUACCGUCCCAGACCCAUCGCCUCUCGCCGUUGAGUUACCAGCAGAGGAAUUAGCACCAGAGUACUACUCGACUAUUCAUCCCGCCUAUCGCCCUCCCCCGACUCAGCGCCAGCCUUCCGAAAACGACAAAUACCUAGUAGUCUCCUCGGACGAGUACCCUCAGUCAGUGAACGAUCUUCCACCCCGUCAUUCUGGUGAACUUGUGUCUCCAGGACGUCGCUCUGACGAGCAAUUUUCAUCAGGACGGCCGGAUUCGAUGCAUAGCUCUGCCCGCCUGAGUUUCGAAGACCGAUUGCAGAAUGGACCCCCAAGGCCUCCCAAGACACCAUUGCAAGAUGGAACAAGGCCACCAGGUUCAUCAGGAUCCCCUCGCCUAUCGCCACCUGCUGGCUCGGCAUUUUCGCGGCCACCGCCAGGUGCACCGUUACCAUACCCAGAUACGGAUGGGCCACCACCUGUGGUAAAUAAGGCAACAAAGCCGGAAUAUACACGGUAAGCCACGACAUACCAGGGUGUAUCAACGAAGUUCCGCAUACCCAACGAGGCCAGGAGCCACGAUUUCUUGCAUAUUUAUAAGCCUGGAUUUUGAAUUGGAUUUUUCCCGGGGGACACUUGUCACUGUCACGAUCAGGUUAUAACGGCCAUAUAUAAGAGUGUGGGUGUGAAGUGAUGAAGGUUUGAAGUCGAGAUAGCUUAGAUACCCUUUCAAUUUCCUUCUUCGUCAAUCAAACGAGCUUUUCCAUGUCCUC
This is a messenger RNA of Cucurbitaria berberidis CBS 394.84, 2464 nucleotides long. RefSeq names its product FabD/lysophospholipase-like protein. The transcript is spliced from 3 exons. Gene Ontology annotation, cellular component: membrane. Bases 376 to 2211 code for a protein of 611 amino acids. NCBI's taxonomy places the organism in Eukaryota, Fungi, Ascomycota, Dothideomycetes, Pleosporales, Cucurbitariaceae. The record is from RefSeq and is a predicted model, not a curated record. Gene Ontology annotation, biological process: arachidonate metabolic process.